CGGCGAAGGUGAUGGACAAGAAGGAGCUGGUGAGCAGGAGCAAGGAAGGGAGGGCGAGGACGGAGAAGGAGAUCCUGGAGAUGCUCGACCACCCGUUCCUCCCGGCGCUCCACGCCGGCAUCGAGUCGCCGCGGUGGAUGUGCCUGUUGACCGAGUUCUGCCCCGGCGGCGACCUCCACGUGCUCCGCCAGCGCCAGCCGCUCAAACGGUUCGACGAAGCUGCCGUCAGGUUCUACGUAUCAGAAGUUGUGGUGGCGUUGGAGUACCUCCACAUGUUGGGAAUCGUCUACCGCGACCUGAAGCCGGAGAACGUCCUGGUCCGUGCCGACGGCCACAUAAUGCUCACCGACUUCGACCUCUCCUUAAAAUGCGACGACACGGCUUCC
Messenger RNA from Linum tenue, 386 nucleotides. The record is from the annotation of a GenBank genome assembly. Lineage: Eukaryota; Viridiplantae; Streptophyta; Magnoliopsida; Malpighiales; Linaceae.